AGAAAAAAAUCCCUAACUUGAUUGAGAUUUAAGGCCAAAAGGUAAAUCGAUCGAUCCGCUCCGGCUCCGGUAAUAAUCAAAGGAUGAAAGGAACAAGUGCAAUUCGGGGAUGCCGACAAUCUCAAUUGGCAUUAACGGCAUCGCAGAAUGAAACGAGGAAGAAAAAAACGAGGAAGGUGUGUGGGUUAUGGUCGUUGCCAGAUGCGGUGGUUUUGAACUGCCUGGCUCAAGUCUCGAGAUUGGACCUGGCGGCCUUAGCUAUCGCCUCCAAGUCACACCGGUCUCUCGUAGUUUCCCCUGAGCUCUGGGACUUGAGGUCUCGGAUGGGUUUCUGCGAGCGUUAUCUAUACGUAUGCUUGCACAUCUUAUCCGAACCAAACCCACGGUGGUUCGUCCUCCACCCCGUGCAACGCCGGCUGAAACCGAUCGAUUCGUAUAUGUAUCAGACUCCAGCAUCAUCCUCUUUCGUGGAGAUGGAUUGGGGGAUCUAUAUCAUCGGUGGACUCGUCAACGGCAAGCCCACUUCGGAUGUGUCGCUUUUCGACUGCUUCGAGCACACCUGGUUCCGUAUACCGCCCAUGAAGAUGGCUCGUGCCUCCGCAUCGGCAAGCCUUAUAGACGAUAAAAUUUACGUUUUUGGAGGGUGUGGGGAUGACGCUGAUUCAUCAAACUGGGCUGAGGUAUACGAUCUCAACACUGAAACCUGGGAUUUCUUGUCUGUGUCUACACCGACCCUGAACAAUAAGACCCUUAAUAUCCAACAAAGCGUGGUGAUUGACAAGAAGAAGGAGGUUUACGUCCUAGCUGAGGAUGGUCAGAGCUUCUCCUUCUCACCAAGUCAAUGUAUGUUUGUGGCCAGCGAGAAAACUGAUGAUUCUAAGCCACAAGACAGAGCUGACUGGUGUUUGAUUGGGACUUUUAUAUUCUGUCGUGGUGGUACCCGCGGGAAAAUACUAUGGUGUUUGCCAUAUGAGUUGGAUUGGAAGGAAGUCAAGGGUUUAGAAGAGCUUCAAGAAUAUGAUAUCACCAAACUCUGCAGGGACUCUACUGGGAAGAUGGUCAUCUUCUGGAACGUGAACCCGCAGCCUGAAGGUCCUAAGAGUGUUGAGCUCUGGUCUGCCGAGAUUUCCCUGAAGAAAAGCAAAGUAAGCGAGGCAAGCGAGGAAUGGGAGGUUUGGGGGUAUAUUGACUGGUCCGGUAAACUCAUAGACACAGAUAACGUUAAGAUGGAGUAUGUGAGGACUCAAACCAAGCCAAAAUUUGAAUGGGAAGUUGUUAGCGAUUGGUCACUCAAUGGGUGGUAUUCUCUUAUAUGCCUUGCUCUCAAGAUGUGGUUUACAAGGAAUGGAUUCGGGUUUGGCUUCUUUUACUACUAUUGCAUCAACGUUGGACUACUCGUCCUCAGGAACACUCCUCAAGUACCUAUUACCCGUGAAAGAGCCCGCGCAAGCUAUUAACCUGCCUGCCCUACCGAUUGAUACAAUACUCGCGAUGGCUCACCCUCUAAUUUGUCGUCCUGCAUAUGCUUUGUCCUGGUUAACCACUAAUAUCUCUGCUCCUCAAAUGAUGGACCCUGAAGUGAUUUAAAAGCUUGGUUUGAACAGCUUAUGCACGGUGCCGGCUAAGCUUCUCUUUCAGCUAGCAACAGCCGUGGACCAGGGUGGACUGCGUGACAGAACCGGUAAUUUCUAUUACAAAGAUCAUAUCAGCAAAACCAGUGUCCCGAUUCUAGCUCUUGCAGUAUACGAUACUGUAAAGCUGAUUCCAGAACAUCUAGCCACUUUUAAAGUCUUAGGAUCACCCGGAGGUCCACAUUAUGGCCACCAAGAUAUGAUUUCUGGUCGAACGGCCCGGAGCGAAAUAUAUCCACUGAUUAUUCAAUAUCUUCAGCGCCAUGAUGAGAGAUAAGAUCAGCAAAAUUUCAAAUUAUAUCGAUUCUUGUUUCUGUAAAAAAAAAAAAAGCAGAGUAAAAGUACAUAUAACAUUCCAUAGAUACAUUCAUGUAUAUAAAAUAUCCACGAAAUUAGAAGCUUCGUAGUAGAAAAGUGAAGUAAUUUCUUCUAUCAGACUGGUGAAGAUUUCAUUUAGACGUAAGCAUUAUUGAAUUGACCUCGUGUAAUAGUAUAGAUAAACUAUAGAUACACGAUGUUACUUGCACGUAACCAUUUCAUCAUUUUC
This is a messenger RNA of Eutrema salsugineum, 2178 nucleotides long. RefSeq names its product F-box/kelch-repeat protein SKIP6. Bases 84 to 1457 code for a protein of 457 amino acids. Lineage: Eukaryota; Viridiplantae; Streptophyta; Magnoliopsida; Brassicales; Brassicaceae. The transcript has 7 exons. Gene Ontology annotation, molecular function: protein binding. The record is from RefSeq and is a predicted model, not a curated record.